Aegilops tauschii subsp. strangulata is the source of this 1195-nucleotide messenger RNA. Its product is annotated as exosome complex component RRP41-like. NCBI's taxonomy places the organism in Eukaryota, Viridiplantae, Streptophyta, Magnoliopsida, Poales, Poaceae. Gene Ontology annotation, biological process: U4 snRNA 3'-end processing; poly(A)-dependent snoRNA 3'-end processing; rRNA catabolic process. The record is from RefSeq and is a predicted model, not a curated record. Gene Ontology annotation, cellular component: nucleolus; nuclear exosome (RNase complex); cytoplasmic exosome (RNase complex). Gene Ontology annotation, molecular function: RNA binding.
GUAUGUUUUCAGUUUAUACGAAUCUAAAAGCAGCGACCUCAUCCCUCCACCCUCGCCGUAACAGCACAGACAAGCCCUAGGGUUUUAGCACUGCUCGAGCGCGCGGCCGGCGACGCAGACCCGCAGACACACUUUCCGGCCAUGUCGGCGGCGGCAGCAGCUGCGGACACGUACUCCCCGGCCGCGGAGGCUGGGAGCAAGCGCCGGGAGAGGAGGGAGGAGCUGCGGCGCCACCUCGCCGAGGACGCCGAUUGGCCCCGCGCCGACGGCCGCUCCUUGCACGACUGCCGCCCCGCAUUUAUGCAAACAGGGCCAACUACUGCUGCAUCAGGGUCUGCUUACGCAGAAUUUGGGAAGACAAAGGUCAUUGUGUCAGUGUUUGGCCCAAGGGAGAGCAAGAAAGCAAUGCUGUACAGUGACACUGGUAGGCUCAAUUGCAGUGUGAGCUAUACGACUUUUGCUACUGGUAUACGUGGACAGGGGUUGGAAAACAAAGAGUACUCUGGAAUGCUUCACAAAGCCCUGGAAGGCGCAGUAAUGCUACAUACUUUUCCGAAGACAACUGUUGAUGUUUUUGCGUUGGUUCUUGAGUCUGGUGGCAGCGAUCUUCCCAUUAUUAUAUCUUGUGCUAGUCUUGCAUUGGCAGAUGCUGGGAUCAUGAUGUAUGACCUUGUUACAUCAGUAUCUGUGUCCUGUUUAGGGAAGAAUGUCAUCAUCGAUCCAACCUCAGACGAGGAGGCAUGGCAAGACGGAGGCCUUAUGGUGUCUUACAUGCCGGCCCGCAAGGAGAUCACACAACUUACGCUGACUGGGGAGUGGACUGAUGGCAAAAUCACCAAUGCGGUAGAGCUCUGUAUGGAUGCUUGCAGCAAGCUCUGCGAGAUAUUGCGGGAGCGCUUGAAAGACCCCGCGAGCUUGGCGAGCGAAUGACAUUUGAGCAGACACAUGUUUUCAGAUUCGCAACAGAUAUCCUUAGCUGUAGAGGUUUUGUAGGGAAGGAGGACAGGGCUGAUGUUUGGAGGAGCACAAUUUACAUGGCUGUGGUGAUUGUUUCUUUUGGCAAAAGAGCGAAUUGUUUAGCCGAGAGAAAAUCUUGUAGGUGUGCUAGUCAUGUCUUUUAGUAUGCAUUUGGAACCUGAGACUUUUCGGAACUUUGUAUCAUUCAAUGGAUUUAGGGAUGCAAAUUUGGAACCUA